Messenger RNA from Rotaria sp. Silwood2, 1224 nucleotides. Lineage: Eukaryota; Metazoa; Rotifera; Eurotatoria; Philodinida; Philodinidae. The record is from the annotation of a GenBank genome assembly.
AUGUAUUUAGAUGGAAGGCUUUCAUCUGGUAUUUUUAAAAAUCAAAUUACAACACUUGUUAUUGCCGUUGAUCGAAGUCGAAAGGAUCUGUCAACUAUGGAAAACAUAUGCAAUCUUAUCUUUACUGUAUUUACAAAUUUAACUCAUUUAAUAUUUUGUGAAUCAUCAUAUUCAAAUAUUAUUCGAUUAUUAUUUGAGUAUCCAUCUCCCAGUUUUUAUUCUUCAACUCUUUUGGUACUAAGUAUUAAGGUUCAAAAUUUUGAUAUCUGUCUUUAUAUUCUCGAUGGUCGUUUCAAGCAACUUCAUACACUCUAUAUUGAUUUAAAUCAAAUUUAUCGUCCACCAGAAGAAAUUGAAAAUCAAGUAAAAAUACCAAAUCUAAAGUGGUUUUUUCUAUCAUGUGCUUCAGAAACAAUGUAUUACAAUGAAUUAAUUCUACCACUUCUUUAUCGAAUGUCAAAUUUAGAAAAACUUGGUUUGGAUCUUUCAGUCUUUGUUCACGAAAGAUUUAUUGAUGGAAAUAAUUUAAAGACAAAUAUUCUUAAUCAUAUGUCAAAUUUAAAUUACUUUUCAUUUCAUAUUUGUUCCUGUAUGUUUAUUAAUAAUGAAAUGAAUUUGCCAUCAAAACAAGACGUUCAGCAGACAUUCAGAGAUUUUAAAGAUAAUCAAAUUAUAUCUUAUGUUGAUUAUUUUCUAGAACGAAAACAAGGUCAAUGUCAUAUUUAUUCAUACCCAUCUAUAAUGAAAUAUUUUGAUAAUAUAACAAAUAAUUUUCCAGGUGGAUUAUAUCCAUAUGUUCGUGUAGUAUCUUUAUAUGAUGAAUAUCCUUUUGAACAUGAAUUUUUUAUUCAAAUAGCUCAAUCAUUUCCACGUAUGGAACAAUUAACUUUGAUUAAUCAUCAUGCACAAAAAUAUAAGCAAUCUUAUAAAUCAAUGAAUGAUAAUCAGAAUUCAUCAAUUGUUAAAUAUUGGCGUCUUAUUCGGCUUAAUAUGCUAGAAGUUCAUGAUGAUUAUAUUGAAGAAUUUUUAUUUCAUACGAAAACAUAUUUAUACAAUAAUAUUCUUCUUGAUAUCAAAUAUAAAUCAUUAGAAAGAGUAACACAUAAUUUUACAAGAAAUGAUACACAACAUAAUUGUACGAAAAUAAAUGAAAUAUAUUUAUUCGGCGCCACACAAUACUCUAUAUCUUUAAAGAAUUAUUUUCCUUUUGCGAAAAUACACUAA